GCCAAUGUAACAAAACAUAUUAUGUGCUAAUCCUAGUUUAAGGUAAAUUGUUACACAAUUUAGGGGAGCCAUGUUACUGUGUGUAAAGCGUAUGUACCUCAUGUGAUUAUUCCUCGGCAUAUAUAAGUGAAAUGUUCAAUAGUUUUCUAUUUGCAUGAAAACGUGUAAUAUGUGUGAGUAUCAGUAUUUAAUGCUAUAUUAAGCACCGAAGCCGAUGCUCACUUGUUGGUAGUGUGGGGUUAACCUGCUAGUCGCCUUCGGGCAUCACUCACGGCCAAGUCGCGCUCAGACAAAGACGGGCAGGAUGGUGACCGAGAUGUGGGAGCCAACCAAGUGUUGCUGCUGCUGUGAUGUGAGAAGUGGAAGCAUUGUAAUAGGUGUUUUCAUUCUGGUUUCAGGAUUUUUUGUUCUUUUAGCUGGAGCACAAAUCUUGGCGGGUGGUAAAUCUGAUGGACCUAUAAGUUGUUGGAAUUGGUAUGAAGAUCUAUCAGAAUGUGAGAACAAAUUUUGGAAAGUUGGGAAAACAUCAUCAAUUACAUCCAUAGUGGUAGCUUGCUGUUACAUCAAAAUUAGCAGUUUUCUCCUUUAUGGCAUUCACAAGAAAAAAACUGCAUUCUUCAUACCUAUGAUGGUUGCACAUGUAAUAAAGAUAACCUUCAUGAUCCUGGGUUCUGUGGUCCUUAUCAUUUUGAUGAUAUAUGAAGGGGUCCCAUCUGCGGCCAUCUUCCCUAUUACAGUCGGCAUCGGUUUAGCAAUAUUCUUAAAGACGUAUUGUCUGCUGGUAAUCCGUGCCUAUUAUUAUCAACUCAAGAGAGAAAAAGGACUUAUCCACACAGCCCUCAUUGAGAGUCACAUAGACACAGCCCUCAUUGAGAGUCACACAGAAUCUCCUCCGUAUCCUGUCAGUGAAUGUCCUCCUUAUCCAGACAGUGAAGGUCUACCUUAUCCCUGCUCUGAUGUUCGUCUGUACCCAGGCCAGAAAGAGUUUCCCAAAUAAAUUACUGUGUAGGUAACUGAAAGUAAUGCACAUUUUAUUCAUUUAACUUUGCUAGUGUGUUUGUACUAUGGUUUAUCAUCUCAUAGAUUUGAGAAUGUACUCAGUAAUUAAAAAAAUUUGAAAAUCAUGAAAAUUUCAACUAUUGUAAUUUUCUCUCUCUAAUUUUGUAUACUCUUAUCCUCAAUGUUUUGUUCUUGUGUGAAAAUUGUAACUCUAAUAUUGUAAUUUGCUAUGUAUUUGGUAUAUUCAGUAGAUUAUGUUCAUUGUGCAAAUAACUGAUCUCUAAGCCAGCAGUGAGUGGAGGGAUUAAUUCACCGCAUGCAGUGCCUCAAAGAAAUAAUUUAUGGACUAGCUUUAUGGCAGAUGUGCCUUACAAUUCACAAACUUAGAAUGGCUGCUCAGUUCACUGCCAUGCCUGCAGUAACAGGAUAAAAUGACUGCACAGUAUAUUACCAUAAAUACAACAAUGGAAUCAUAGCAACACAAUGAACAGGGAAUUCUCUUACAUACAAAUCUGAUGUUUCACAUUUAUAGCAGCCAAACUAAAUUUACUUGGACCACUUAAAUUACUUUAUGACCUGAUUCAAAAGAUUUGUACUUCAAUUGCCCUAUCAGGAGAUUAAAAACUUGUCUCCUGAAUCUCAUGAUGUAGCUCUUCUAGAUAAAUUUCUUAAUGUUUCAAAACAUAAGACAUUACAACAGCAUGGUACAAACUUCUCUUGUUUGAGUACACCAAGUCUGCUAAAUUCUUUUUGCUAAAAUAUUUGUGUUGAUUUACCAGCUUUGUAUUCUUAUAAUAUAUGACUGGCAUGAUGAUAAGUAAUAACAUGAAUUGCUUUAAUGUACUUUUAUCUCUAAAGUUCUACUGUCUUCUUAAAAUGCUUACACACACACACACACACACACACACACACACACACACACACACACACACACACACACACACACACACACACAGUAUGAUGAAAGGGGUGAAUAGAUACAUGAAUGUGUUUGCUGAUGAUGCAAAAUUGUGAAGCUCUACAGGAAGGUCUUUUAAUAUUGUUACCAGAUCAGCUAAACCCUGGCAGCCAUGAGUUGCACUUCAGCACACCUUUGUUGUGCACCAAGUAAGACUAGGCAGAGUGCAGUCUGAGGCACAAGGCCCCGAGCUGUGGAGUCAUUCAGGCAGCAACGGGUCACUCAGACAGUGGCCUACACUAGAUAUAGUAUGAUGACAUGGGGAAUGCCAACUGUUGCAGAACAGUUAAAUGUAUAGCCUUGUGAUCAUUGCCAUGCGCAUUAACGAACAGAAGACAAAAGAAAUGGUAGUGUAACACAGAACCCAUGGAAGCAGAGAAGGUUAAAUUACAACGUCAUAAGUGUUGUUGCCACUCCAUCAGCUCAGCAACCAGUGCCUCAACAAAGGGGAGAGGCAUUUCUAUGGUCUGCCUGCCUGUGACUUGGACUCUUCCAGGGGGAGGUUUCAAGAUGCUCCUCAGUUUUUUUUUUCUUUUUUUUUUUUUUUUUUUUUGCCAUUCUCUCUGACAUCUGUAGGGGAACUGGCAAUAAGUGAGCCUUUUUUUUCAUAUUUUUUGUUGGUCUUGGCCAGUGGCCCUCUUACAUAAAAGAAAAAAAAUUGAUGUCAUAGAGCUCAACCACAAAAUUGUUAGCAGUGUCUGCCUGUCAGGUACUUGCCCAUCAUGUGGAUAGGCCUUUAAAGGAGAUGUAAGGACAGGAAAAUUAAAGCAGAUUUUAACAAAUUUAUGAGAUGAUGGAUAUUAAAGAGAGCUUUGAGACUGAAUUAGUUAUGCAGAACACGAAUUAUUUCUGUAGAUAUGUUGUGAUAUUAAAAAAGGGAUGUGUGAGAAGAAACAUGGAUAUCAAUAAUAAACAAAAAUCUUCUGUUGUUGAGAGAAAACAAAGUAAAGUUCAUGAUACAGAUGCUUAAAGGCAUUAAAUGCCAAGACAGAACUGGAUAUAAUAAGGUAUUCUGAGACUUUUUUUUAUGGUCAUUCCUGGUAAAGAACUCAAAGGAGAUAGUCCUCUAAUAUUUAUGAUGGAACUUGAUUUUGUGUUCGUGUGUGUGUGUGUGUGUGUGUGUGUGUGUGUGUGUGUGUGUGUGUGUGUGUGUGUGUGUGUGUGUGUGUGUGUGUGUGUGUGUGUGUGUGUCUGGAUGAGAAAUCUCCAUGAUUAUUAUAUAAUAAAAAAAAUUGUAUAAUGGAGUUGAACAAAAAUUAACUUUAUAUCAUUUGCACUUUAUAUAUAUAUAUAUAUAUAUAAGAGCAAAGGAUUUUAAUUUCAACAUAAAACAGUUAUGUAUUUCAAGGAACGCACACCUUACUUACCAGGGAAAUUUUCUAUAUUGUUAUUCUAGUAGAAGACAGUAGGAACUCUUACUUUUGCAUCUGCUGAUGCUCUAAAUCAUAAGUGCAUGGACCAGACAUGUUUCCAAGAAAAAAAUAGUGCCCAUAUUGUACUACAAGACAGAACAAUAUUGGAUGAAAUUAAAACCAGGCAUUUUACAGGUUUUCACUGGUGGGUUAGGUAUUUAGUAUAGUAUGAAGUUCCUGCUUCUGCCUUCAACUUAAAGAGCCAGGUGCCACAUUAACAAAGGUUCUCAGAGUUUGUCUCAGCCUUUUGCUUAGAUUUGUGCUUAUCUCCUAAGCAUGCUUAAAGUUGUGCUGGGCUGAACUGUGUAAGUCCCAGUAUGAAAUGGUGAAAGCAAAACAGUAAAAUCUUAUAUUUCUCUAUUUUGAGUUAAUAGUAAAAUCUUUUUACAUUUUUUGGAUUGAAUAACAAAAAAAAUUUAAUUUGUCAUUGAUUUUAUUCUGAUAUGAACACAUAAAUAUUUGUUUAUUAAUAAGAAAAUUAGAUCCACACAAUGUUUACGUCAUUAAGUUAGCAUUGCCCCACCACUCCCACUCAGCAGCACCUCCUUUACUGUCCUUUUUUUUUCUUUAAUAUGGAGAUGAUGACCCCUAAUGGCAAAAAGACCAGUAGAAGAAACCCAGCUGAACCGAUAGCAAGACUUUCCUUCCAUGUCCAGUCAGUAUUAUGAGACAAGAUGUAGCCUGAAGGGCUUCACUCAUUCAGCAGCUCAAAAAAAGAUGUAUGGGGCUCUGUUAUUAAGAAGGUAGAUGAGAUAUGCCAAUAACAGGACACAGGAAGACCCAAGGUCAUCAUUGCUGCAGAGCUGUAUUUCCCAUUGGUUAAACAUCACUGUAAUUAUUACUUUAAUCACCAGCAUUAGCACAUCACUCCUUCCUGUGAGGCUUUCCAAGGUAUCUUCCAUCAAAUCUGUCACAAAUAACACUCCUGCAGAUCUAGUCUAUAUGUAUCCAACAGUUCAGAGUCACUCAGGGCAUCAAGAACAUCCUUAUGGGGCUGAUAAUUCUUGAGGUGGGAGGCUCAGGCUCAGUGGUUGGCUAUCUUUGUCUGGUUAACUUACUCUUAUUGUAACUCUUAAAGUUAAGCUACCUGUCUUAAAUUUAAGACCUAGACUCAGCACGACUUUGGAAGUUAAGCACAACUCUAAGCAUGUGUUGGUCUGAGCCAAAUCUUUAGUUAAAAAUCUUUGUUAAUAUAGCCCCAGAAAUGUAUAUAUCCCUUAAAGCAAGAGCUCUUGCAUAAGAUAACAAGAUUUGCAUUAUAGUACUUUAUUGUAUUUGAUGCCAUAUAAGAUAUGAUGUCUGGAAAUUAAUCUGAUGAAGUUGGACCAGUGAAUCAUUGUAGCUUCAUAUAAUCUCUCGGGAAAUUUCAGAAUUCUUUGUUGUUUGACAAGAUUAAAUUAGUUUUGUACUCAGAAACUAAGCCUAACUACUUACUCUCUUAAUAUGAAGCCUGUGACUGCAAAAACCAUGGUUCUACCUCCAAAGGAUAUGAAGUAAUUCACUGUUGUUAUCCAAAAAACAAAAACAGGACAAAGAAUUCAAGUAAGGAAUCCACUAUGAGGUAACAGCAAAAUUCUAUAAAACUGAGUGCACAUAAAGCAGCAAGUGUCAAGUACAGAUCCAACUUCUCCAUUUGCCAAGAUGCAGCAUCUCAUAUAUGACUUCUUACACAAUAGUUUGUUAAUUUCAUAAACUUUUCUAAUUGAUGUUUUGCUUUUCUUGAGCAUGUAUUCCAUACCUCAUGUAGGUAGUAGUAAUAGUGUAAUCAUUCUUUUGUUGGUUUGCUGUGGUUCAUUUGAUAAUUGUCUAUUGAAACUAAAAUCAAAUACUAAAAUAUAUUAAAAAUAUUAAAUUUCUGAUAUCAUCUAUUCUAUUUUUAAAGGGAGAAGAAAAUUAUAGUGAAGAUAUUAGAUUAGUUUUUUUUUAUAAGUUUUAAAAUAAUAGUCCAGUAGAUGUGGGAAAAAAGAGCUUGUAUAUAUUAUAUGUAGCAUGUAGCAGGUGUGGUCUUUCUUGGGCACCCAGAAACCCGGACACAAAGGUGGAAGGUGAAAAGUAAAACACCAUUUGCAAGCUGGUGCAAAAAUUGUUCAAGAAAUCUGUUUGUAAGCCAAUUUGUUCAUGAACAAGAAUGUUCAUGAACUGUGGUAACAAUAUAUGUAUUUAGAAAUGCAUAAUAUAUUAAAUUAAAAGCCUAAAUAAAAGAACACUGACAAACACAGUACUUCAUAUUUGGUAGCUGGUCUUGCCCCAUCAAAUUUUUUAAGGCACUUAAUCUUUGUACAACAACAUUCAGAGCUUGAUUUAUGAGGAGGAACAGUGUCUGAUGACAAAUUCUUGACCUUCUUGAACAAAGUAAUGAAGAACCUUAAGCUACACCUGUUCACUUAACUAGAUUCUGUUGUCAUGUUUGCAUUCUUUAGUAUAAUAGUCCAAGCUUUCUUAAUUGUGUUGAUCAUGCCUAGAACCAUUAUGAGGCUCAAAUAACAGCUGGAACACAAGAAUCAAGAUAAAACUAGGCACUAAGAGAGCAUGAUCUCUGCUCAGUGUGUACUGUGCUAAUCCAAACAUUCGGCAUAUUUUGUUAUAGGUAAUCAUUACAACUAAAUGCAAUAAUUGUUAGUAACAAGCACUGUAGAGUUCAAAACAUGUCACUAAGCAAGAUGAUGAUGGGUAAAGAUACCCACUAUGAAUCUUUAUUCCACAGUUACUGAAGUAUACCUCAUUAUUCAAAAAGUAAUAGAGUAAGAAGGUUUAAGGAUAUGCUUUUUAAAUUCCUCAUUUUGCACUUCAAGAGGAAUGGAUGAUAUAUGUGCUACGCCUUUCUCUCACUUCAGUUUACAAGUUCUUUUUUUUUUUCAUAGUAUCAUGAGAUUUUUUACUUUUAAUCCAUUGAGGUAUACUGGCAGAUUUUUGGAAUACUGAAAAUGUUAUCUGUGGUCAGUUAACCUCUUUAGCUUGCUUUUUCUUCUUUGUAGGUAUUUAGAAAUAGCACUAAUGGAAGGAAGGUUUAAAAAUAAGAGUGGAAACAAUCUCACAUUGUUGUGUAGGUACUUUAUUUAGCUCCAUGUGGGACCAUAUCUCAAUGUGCUUAUGACUUGUGAAAUGCAGGUGGGGAAAAUUACCUCAUAAUCUUGGCAAGAACCUCACAUGCAUAUGACAUCUUUGUGCAGCAUUGUAUGCACUGAGAAAUUAGGAAUAUUGACUUUGCUUUGGUUGUUAUAUAUUAUUGUUGCUAUCAUUAUUGCUUUGACAUCCAUUACUAAUACUAUUUCUUCUGUAUGUGAUGCUGUUCAUCACAAUAUAGAAAAAAGGUUCUUAAUGUCUAUGUAAAUCAUGUGCCAUUACAAAACAUAGUAUUUGAGCAUUUUUUUUUCUCAUAAGCUGAUUAAUUUGAUUUUUACCUCCUCAUGAGUGACAUAACAAUAAAAUUGCAAAAAAUCA
This is a messenger RNA of Scylla paramamosain (green mud crab), 6810 nucleotides long. Its product is annotated as lysosomal-associated transmembrane protein 4B-like. Bases 305 to 997 code for a protein of 230 amino acids. The transcript is spliced from 6 exons. Gene Ontology annotation, biological process: DNA integration. The record is from RefSeq and is a predicted model, not a curated record. Gene Ontology annotation, molecular function: nucleic acid binding. Lineage: Eukaryota; Metazoa; Arthropoda; Malacostraca; Decapoda; Portunidae. Gene Ontology annotation, cellular component: lysosomal membrane.